AUGUACUCAACCUUCACAAUCGUCCCCGACAGCAAUACCAACCCCGGUCUCGUCAACGACACUUCAUUGUCCGCCUCCUCUCUAUCUGCCCAGACCUCUCCGCGUCCCAAACGAAACCAGGUUGCACGGGCUUGUGAUUGGUGCCGUGCCCAUCGCAUCAAGUGCGACAGCAGCCUUCCCUGUAAAAACUGCCACACGCGGGGCGGCCAUUGCACCAAAAAAGCCCAGGAGGUGCGCACCCUACCCCAUGCCCUCAGAGAGAUCGAGCGUCUGCAGCUACGCCUUCAAGAAGUCGAAGAACAGCUAGAAUCCGUCGAUGACCAUGACCAUCCGAACCGAACCCGACGUCGCUCGAGCUCAAAACGGGGAUUGGACGGUAUUCACACGCGCUCAGCACAAGCCUCGCGGACUCAGUGGUAUGGCCCGUCGUCGGCCUUUUAUUUCAUGGGCCGCGUCAGCAGCUACCUGAGCACUGUACUGGAACAACCUCAAAAUGACCACCAUCUUCAGCCCAAUUCUGCCAGCCGGACCUUUACCAGUCCUACCUCGCCCAAGCAGGCCCUCGAAAAGCCGCCCUCGUCUGUCGCUGAUGGAGCGGCGGCUGGCUCGGAGACGUACCUGAACGCGAUUGAAGAGGAUUACUUUCUCGGUCUGUUCUGGCACUCGUACCACCCCAUCUACCAAAUUCUGGACGAAUCCGAGUUCCGGGAGCAUUAUAAAUCUCUCUGGGACCUCUCACCCACGACACGGAAGUCAUCCGCACUCGUCGACAUCGUCCUCGCACUCUGCAUGCAGUAUGGCGUCCACUCCAGUCACGAGCAUGAUACUGCCAUCGCCGCCCCUCGGCUGGACCAUAAUGUCGACCUCGAUGAUGCGAGCAUUGCCGGUCGAUUGUAUUACCGCCGUUCGCAAGCGCUCCUCACCUCUGACGCCGAGAGCCCGUCCAUUGCGACGCUCCAAUGUCAUAUCUUUUCCGUCGUCUAUCUCUGUAAUGCGUCGUUCCAAAACAUGGCGCACACUACUUUGGCGGUUGCUGUGCGUGUCGCUCACAUUCUCGGCUUGCAUUUAGAACCGCCUGACAACCUUCCUCGCUCCCAGCAAGAGUUGCGGAAACGGAUCUGGUGGACUCUCUACGCAGUUGAGACCAAGACGUGUAUGAAGCUCGGCCGACCGUGGUUGUCAUCCGACCUGACCUCCACCUGCAGUCUUCCGGCUGACGACCACGAAUUAGCUCGGUUUUCUGUCUCCAACAUUGCGGCGUACGGCGACAAGGUGACCUGGUUGUCAUACAGCCGGCUCGUGACAACCUUGGUGCUCACUGUCGAGACGAUCUACCUGGGCUUCUACGACAAAUGUGCUGAGAUUCAGGAGGCAUGCAACAUCAAGAAUAUGUAUGUCGAUCCGUCCUAUCUGGAAGCGCCGGCCGAAUGGCUCCGGUCCCACUUGCAUAACCUCCAAGAUUGGUUGCACAACAUUCCGGACGCGAUGAAGACUAAACGCAAGGAUUCGGGCAAACCCUUCUCGACCGAUCGAUCGGCGCUGGAUCUGGAACGGUACGCGCCGUUGUGGCUCCAGCGUCAACGCCUGCUCCUGGAGCUUCUCUACCACAAUCUGUCCAUGAACCUCUACCGGCCCUUCAUCUGCUUCCCGUCUGGCUGCUCUCCCACCCAGAUUGAAGUGGAUGAUCAUGCCGUCUCUUGCAUCAAUCAUGCCAUUGCCAUUACAUACAUUCUCCAUCAGACCCUGACGACUACCGAUAUUCUUAAGGGGUGGUAUGAGGCCUUCCAAUGGCAGUGGAACGCCACCCUCUCGAUGGCCGGGUUCGUGCUCGCCUAUCCACUGCACCCGUCCACGCCGGCUACCCGCAACGCCCUCGACAGCGCUAUCACUGUCUUUGAGGUUUUUGGUACCCACUUUGCCGUCGCCACGAGCGCUGCCAGCGUCACCCGGGGACUCGCCACUAAGGCCGACUUUCUUAGCGCCCGCUUGCACUCAGGUUCCACCCCGGCACCGGAAUUCAAUGAUGACCUGGGCAGCAUGAGGCUGAUGGAUACACCAUGGGUCGAGUUCCAGAGCACGAUGGCCGGAGAGAUGGGAUUGGCGUACAAUGGCGACUCUUUAUAUAGUUUUGAGCCAUUGUACGUGGGAUCGAGGAAUCUGUCCGAUACGUGGAACUUUACAUAA
This is a messenger RNA of Talaromyces marneffei, 2184 nucleotides long. RefSeq lists its product as uncharacterized. The transcript has 2 exons. Gene Ontology annotation, molecular function: DNA-binding transcription factor activity, RNA polymerase II-specific; zinc ion binding; RNA polymerase II cis-regulatory region sequence-specific DNA binding. The record is from RefSeq and is a predicted model, not a curated record. Lineage: Eukaryota; Fungi; Ascomycota; Eurotiomycetes; Eurotiales; Trichocomaceae. Gene Ontology annotation, biological process: positive regulation of transcription from RNA polymerase II promoter by galactose; DNA-templated transcription. Gene Ontology annotation, cellular component: nucleus. Bases 1 to 2184 code for a protein of 727 amino acids.